CGCCGGGUUGCUAGCGGUGCACGCUGGCCUCCUCGAGCCCCGCGGCGCGCGGCGACAUGGCCGGCGGCCACCGCCUUCUGCUGGAGAACGCGCGGCAAGUGGUGCUGGUGUGCGCCCGCGGGGAACGCUUCCUGGCGCGGGACGCGCUGCGCAGCCUGGCGGUGCUGGAGGGCGCCAGCCUGGUGGUGGGCACGGAUGGGUUUAUAAAGGCCAUUGGUCCUGCUGAUGUUAUACAAAGACAGUUUUCUGAAGAAACGUUUGAAGAAAGAAUUGACUGUUCUGGGAAAUGCAUCUUGCCAGGUUUGGUGGAUGCACACACACAUCCAGUGUGGGCUGGUGAUAGAGUUCAUGAGUUUGCAAUGAAGUUGGCAGGAGCCACGUACAUGGAUAUUCACCAGGCUGGCGGCGGGAUCAACUUCACCGUGGAGCGCACCCGCCAGGCCUCGGAGGAGGAGCUGUUUAGCUCCUUCCAGCAGCGGCUUCAGUGCAUGGUGCGGGCGGGGACCACGCUGGUGGAGUGCAAGAGCGGAUACGGCCUCAACCUGGAGACCGAGCUCAAGAUGCUGCGUGUGAUUGAGCGCGCCCGGCGAGAGCUGGACGUGGGCAUCUCCGCCACUUACUGCGGGGCUCACUCGGUGCCAAAAGGAAAAACAGCCACUGAAGCUGCUGAUGACAUAGUCAACAAUCACCUGCCCAAGCUGCAGGAACUGGGCAGAAGCGGGAAAAUACACGUUGAUAACAUAGAUGUGUUCUGUGAGAAAGGCGUCUUUGAUCUGGAUUCCACCAGGAGGAUUCUUCGAAGUGGAAAAGAUAUAGGAUUACAAAUUAAUUUUCAUGGAGAUGAACUCCACCCGAUGAAGGCAGCUGAGCUGGGGGCUGAAUUGGGAGCCCGGGCAAUCAGUCACCUGGAGGAAGUGAGUGAUGAGGGCAUCGCUGCCAUGGCAACGGCCAGGUGCUCCGCUGUCCUCCUGCCCACCACUGCCUACAUGCUGAGACUGAAGCAGCCUCGAGCCAGGAAGAUGUUAGAUGAAGGGGUCAUCGUUGCACUUGGCAGUGAUUUCAACCCCAAUGCCUAUUGCUUUUCAAUGCCCAUGGUCAUGCAUCUGGCUUGUGUAAACAUGAGGAUGUCCAUGCCUGAGGCCUUGGCCGCUGCCACCAUCAAUGCAGCUUAUGCACUGGGGAAAUCUCACACACAUGGAUCUUUGGAAGUUGGCAAACAGGGCGAUCUCAUUAUCAUUAAUGCACCCAGAUGGGAGCACUUGAUUUACCAGUUUGGAGGCCAUCAUGAAUUAAUUGAUUAUGUCAUAGCUAAAGGAAAAGUCAUCUAUAAGAAAUGAUACAUCUGAAAGGAAAGAGAAGACUCUGUAAAAUCAGCCAAAACAGUUAUCUUAAAGUUUAAGUUCCUAACUGGUUGACUAGAAUGAUGUCACUUAAAUAUAUUUCAGUGUUUUGUUAAUCCAGUUGAAAAACCCAAGAAAUCAGUGAUUUUAAUUUUAACAUCUGCACCUAAACACAUAAACAGGUAGAUUGAUUAUGAAGAUAAUCUUCAAAUACUAAGUUUUUCAGAGCUAUGUGAUACAGACUGGAGAUUAAUAUGAUGGAGCAUGAGAAAAAUGCAUUUUGGGGUAAAGCAGAUUGGCAAUUAGAUAGAGGUGACUUGAAAGUCCCAUUUGUUUCUGCUUUUCAAAUUUUAGCUCUUAAAACAUUAUUUAGUGAAUAUUGGGAGAGGGUCCCCGAGGAAGGGUGAACUUUCAUUUCUAAUUUCUUUACUACACUUGUCACAGGGCUUCACAGCAAAGUCCCAAGAUCCAUCAUUUUAUACAUGCAUCCAUGUUCGUGAAAUCCAAUAAUGCAAAUUUUGGAGAUUGUUUUUGAUUCUUCACUUUAAAAAUGUGUUACAGACAAUUGUAUAUCUCCCAUAAAUAGUUUAUCUAUUAUUGUUUCCUUACAGCUCAAAAACUUGGUCAGCAGUGUUGUCUAUUGGAGCAUUUUAGGAAAUGAACAAAUUACAGAAUUAUCCAGAAAGAAAAAGUGGGUGAUUAUUUAGAUAUCUGAGUUUACUUGAAAUCUUUUUAAAUGUGUUAGUCAUCUUCAUAGUUAGAACGGCAUUAGCUCUGUCUGAAUAUGAAGAAAUGACUUGAGAAGCAAGCGUUAGCUAUCCAAAUGACGACCCAUCCCAGGUUCAUAGAGCCUGAACCAGAGGGUUUAACUGCAUUCAGUCUAAACCCAGGGAUCUCCCUUGUCGUGAUAUCCCUUGUCUGGGGCACCGUAGGCUGAAGCUCUGUCCCUGAUAAGUUUGGUGAAGGAAUCUUUGCCAAGAAGGAGUGUGGGAGACACGUGGCUGCUGUGUGUGAUUUCUCUCUCAUGAUUAAUCACCUAGGCCAUGGGGAGAACUCUGACAAACAUAAAGGUCAACAAAAUGUAUUAGGUCUGUCCUGGCCCCCAAGUCAAGCUAGAGGAGAUCCUUGCACCUAUGGCCUAAGCUAAGGUGAAGCACACCCUUUUUCUUGAUACUGGGGGAAAUGACAGCAGAAGAGGAGACCGGGCAGAACUGCCUUAG
Molecule: messenger RNA, 2560 nt
Organism: Condylura cristata (star-nosed mole)
Lineage: Eukaryota; Metazoa; Chordata; Mammalia; Eulipotyphla; Talpidae
Gene: AMDHD1
Product: amidohydrolase domain containing 1
Exons: 9
Coding region: 57-1337 (426 amino acids)
Cellular component (GO): cytoplasm
Molecular function (GO): imidazolonepropionase activity
Source: RefSeq, a predicted model, not a curated record